AUGUCCGACCUCGACCGCACCACCCCCUCCACAGCCGCCUACGUGGUCGCGACCGCCAUCCUCACUGGUAUAACCGGCUACUUCAUCGGCCAAGGCAGCAGCCUCGGUCUCUUCAGCAACAAAGAAAAAGAAGGCUGGCCGAACAGCUACAACGUGAAACCGCACCUAGACUCGUCGGACGAAGACUACGAAUCUGAAGAAGAAGAGGGCAGUGAAGAAGAAGGAGACGGCACGGAGCUCGCCAACUUCGACAGCUCCAAUGAAGAAGUGAAAUUGGUGCUUGUCGUGAGGACGGAUUUGGGUAUGACGAAGGGCAAAAUUGCCGCCCAAUGCUCGCACGCUACCCUCGCAUGCUACAAGUACCUGACAGCGUACACGCCGAACAGCGGCAUCCUGCGCCGGUGGGAAUCGCAAGGUCAGGCGAAGAUCGCGCUGCAGGUCAAGUCGGAGGAGGAGAUGGAGGAGAUGCAGGCUAAGGCGAUUAGUCUGGGGCUUUGCGCCAGGGUGAUUACGGAUGCUGGACGGACGCAGAUUGCGAGUGGGAGCCGCACGGUGUUGGGGGUUUUGGGUCCCAAGAGUGUGGUGGAUUCGGUGACGGGGCAUUUGAAGUUGUUGUAA
This is a messenger RNA of Aspergillus luchuensis, 618 nucleotides long. Its product is annotated as aminoacyl-tRNA hydrolase PTH2. Bases 1 to 618 code for a protein of 205 amino acids. NCBI's taxonomy places the organism in Eukaryota, Fungi, Ascomycota, Eurotiomycetes, Eurotiales, Aspergillaceae. The record is from RefSeq and is a predicted model, not a curated record. Gene Ontology annotation, molecular function: peptidyl-tRNA hydrolase activity. Gene Ontology annotation, cellular component: cytosol; mitochondrion. The transcript has 2 exons.